GUCGUGGGAACCUCUGCCCAGUGUGUGCUUUCCAGAAUAUCCCGGCUUCUGAAGCAUUACCCAGUUAAACUGGAACUGAAACAGGACAAGGCCAGCCUCUCCUGUUCCUGAGAAGUGUUCGCCUGCUGACUCUGCCUUCUCGGGAAAGAUGGGAAAGGGCUACAAGGUGGUGGUUUGCGGAAUGGCCUCAGUGGGAAAGACUGCGAUUUUGGAGCAGCUUCUCUAUGGAAAGCAUACUGUCGGCUUGGAAGAGGGUGCCACAAUGGAAGAUGUGUAUUUGGCAUCAGUGGAGACCGACCGAGGGGUGAAAGAACAGUUACGGCUUUAUGACACCAGGGGUCUGCAGGAGGGCGUAGAAUUGCCAAAACACUAUUUCUCUGUUGCUGAUGGCUUUGUCCUUGUGUACGCAGUGACCAGCCUCGAAACUUUCCAAAGAGUCGAACUGCUCAAAAAGGAGAUUGAUGUCUUUAGAGACAAAAAGGAGGUAACAGUUGUUGUCUUGGGAAACAAAACUGACCUCCUGGAACAAAGACAAGUGGAAACUGAAGCGGCACAACAGUGGGCAAGGGCUGAGAAAGUGAGACUGUGGGAAGUAACUGUGACUGAUCGCAAGACACUGCUUGAGCCCUUUACCUUCUUAGCUAGCAAACUCUCCCAGUCCCAGAACAAAUCAACAUUCCCCUUGCCUGGAAGGAAGAGCAAAGGGAAUAACUGUGAUAACUAAGCUACCUUAGCAUUGUCUGCUGCUGCGAGGUCAGAGCUCAAGUCCUUUCUGUGCCAUUUGCUUCUCAGUUUCACUUAAAGCAAUAAUCUCAUUCAGCAAUAAAUUCAGCAAGCUUAUGUCUAAGAGAUAUCCUUCCUUCUCAUGGACUUGGCUUGAAAAAGUGACUGCUGGUAAAAGCCUUGAAUAGCACUUCAUGAGAGGAGUUAUCUUGCAACAAGAGUUAUGGAAGUGGGAGAGACAGGUGGAUACCUCUGUAGCAGAGUCUUUGAGUAUGCCUGGAUACAGCCAUGUUGAGGGACAAAUCAACAAGUUUAUCGUUAAGCAAUCCCCCUGUAGAUCUAUAGCCUCCAGGCACAAAUAGUACUUAUGGCAAUAAAACAUUCAAUUCUGUCGUUUUACCUUGACCUUAAACAGAGCCACAGGGGUUUUUGAUGCUGCAGGAAGCUGAGGUCAGCGUGUUGUAGCAGAAGAGUUUGGGGCAGGAGGAACAACUACCAGCAGAUUUACCCAAUGAAGUUCUGCUAGUGUCUGGAAGGAAAGAGAAGCCAAAUUUUAUGGGAGAUACCAGAACAGAUCUACCCGGACGUGAAGCUUGUCAGCAAACUCUGGCAAGUAGUGCUUUCUGCUCAGGAAUUUAUUUGUACAAACCAGAAAAGCUCUCAGAGCACUCAUUAAUUUAACUGCAACCUGAAGGACAACAUAGCUGUAUGUGGUUUUGUUCCAGUAUGUCCAGUACAAAUCAGUCACAUUCAUAUAGCUGCUAAUUUUACUGAGAAAUUAUAUGGAAGAAUUUUGUACGCAGGAGGUACUGCCCAGGCUCUGCUUAGCGCAUUGCAUAAUAUUCUUCCCAGCUGUACAGCUAUGCUGCAGAAAUCCACCCUCGGUAUGAAGCUACCAGGCAGAUAGCAGCCAGUACAAAGUGUUGUACUACUUUGUGAGAGGGUGCUAAGGAGUGUAGGAAGCUGCCUUUUGGGAACAUGCCCAUGGCAAAUGCCCAGAAAUACCUGUACAAAUGGUCUUGGUCUUAAUAGACCUCAGACUGUCCAACAGCAGGAGCACAACUGUAUAUGCUGUAUUUGACUAUCUAUGCUGGUAAACCCACGCUGCAAGAAUCUGCUGUCCUAGGUCAGUCUGUCAGUAAACUAAACAAAACUGGAUACAGAGCAACAGAAUGAGCAACCAUUCCCAGAGAGAGUGGCCAGUUCUGGCCUUUUACAACCUUUUAUACUGACUGUUAUUAGCUCUUCUUUGUAUUUGAAGACAAGAGCGGGGAGUGAACUGAAGUACCCAUUUCCCUCAUUUUCCACUAAACUAAUGUUGUUUUGAACAAAUAUUGAGAAUUUCACUGUGAGUCAGCAAAACCACGGGUGAUAUUUGCACUGUCAUACCAUAACUGCUAAGUAGUAAGUGUGUUUAAUGAUCAUGAUUAAGCUGUGUGCUUAUAGUAUUACUCUUCCUGAAUACUGACAAAUAAAGUCCGUCAGCAUUACUAAUGUUGGAGCAGCUGUACCAUUCACUAAAAAUUAAGCCGGUAUUCCUACCUUUA
Messenger RNA from Cuculus canorus (common cuckoo), 2270 nucleotides. It is a transcript of the gene NKIRAS1, whose product is annotated as NFKB inhibitor interacting Ras like 1. Bases 149 to 724 code for a protein of 191 amino acids. Gene Ontology annotation, biological process: canonical NF-kappaB signal transduction. Gene Ontology annotation, molecular function: GTPase activity; GTP binding. The record is from RefSeq and is a predicted model, not a curated record. The transcript is spliced from 5 exons. NCBI's taxonomy places the organism in Eukaryota, Metazoa, Chordata, Aves, Cuculiformes, Cuculidae.